AUGAAGAUCAAUCUGCACACUACUUUUCUUCUCCUCUUUGCCCUCUUGUUCACCCUGGCGCUUAGCUCGCCAAUUGAAGAGACAGAGGAUCUCGAAAAACGCUCCUUCAAAACCGACGACACCAUCGAGGUAACAGACCCCGAACCCAGCCCCGCACUCGACGUCCGCUCUCCCGAAGCCGAAGCGGACCCCCAAGACCGCAACCACCCCAACUGCCCCAAACCCGACUGGUGCCAGGACUGGGACUUCCGCGAGUGCAAAUGCAGGCGCCCGAAAUGCCCGAAACCGCCGGACUGCCGCGACUGGGAUUUCCGCGAGUGCAAGUGCCGGAAGAAGGAGUGCCCGCCGAAGCCCACCAACUGUCGCGACUGGGACUUCCGCGAGUGCAAGUGUCGCAAGGAGCACUGCCCGAAACCGCCGGACUGCCGCGACUGGGAUUUCCACGAGUGCAAGUGCCGGAAGAAGGAGUGCCCGCCGAAACCCACCAACUGUCGCGACUGGGACUGGAAGGAGUGCAAGUGUCGCAAGGAGCACUGCCCCAAGCCCACCAACUGUCGCGACUGGGACUGGAAGGAGUGCAAGUGCCGCAAGGAGCACUGCGCGAAGCCGGACGGGUGCCGCGACUGGGACUGGAGGGAAUGCAAGUGUCGGGUGUGGAAGUGUCCCAAGCCUGACGGGUGCUGGGACUGGGAUUAUCGCGGGUGCCAUUGUCGGAGGUGGAAGUGCCCCAAGCCGAACAACUGUCGGGACUGGGACUAUAGGGAGUGCAAGUGCCGCGAUCAGAGGUGUCCGAAGCCCAACAACUGCCGCAACUGGGACUUUAGGGAGUGCAAGUGCAGAGAUAGGCACUGAGAGGUGGUUAUUCGAGGGAUUGGGCAAGUGGGAUGGAUGGAUGUAAUGGAUGGGAAAGGCGGACCAGGAAGGCGACGGAGAGGGACGGGGGAGAAAAGUUGUAUUCUGGGCGGACCAAAUUGUAUCAAAAUGCCCGUUGCUUACUGGAUCUAAUCUUGAUUGGCAAUUAGUAAUGUUAUUGGAAAAGCUAUCGCAACCCCU
This is a messenger RNA of Aspergillus calidoustus, 1053 nucleotides long. NCBI's taxonomy places the organism in Eukaryota, Fungi, Ascomycota, Eurotiomycetes, Eurotiales, Aspergillaceae. The record is from the annotation of a GenBank genome assembly.